AUGGUGAACCCGGCGAAGCGGGAGUAUUUGAGUGGAUCAGCGGCAGCACACGGCGCCCCCUCCUCCAGCCACCGCUCGAUGAACUCGGCUCCAAAAGAAUCCAACCCCCAGAAACGUACGGCUCUCACUGCUGACGUCACAGGGGGAGCGACGGGAGCGCGCAAUCACGAGCACGCGCACCUACCGACAGGGCACGUGAGGAUGGUGCACCUACUUCACAGGGAGGCAGAGGAGUUCACAUCCGCGGUGGAGAAGCCAGUGCCCCCCAAGUCCCUGUUUUUGGAACCACACCCCUGA
Knipowitschia caucasica is the source of this 297-nucleotide messenger RNA. NCBI's taxonomy places the organism in Eukaryota, Metazoa, Chordata, Actinopteri, Gobiiformes, Gobiidae. The record is from the annotation of a GenBank genome assembly.